Mytilinidion resinicola is the source of this 1677-nucleotide messenger RNA. RefSeq lists its product as uncharacterized. The record is from RefSeq and is a predicted model, not a curated record. The transcript has 2 exons. NCBI's taxonomy places the organism in Eukaryota, Fungi, Ascomycota, Dothideomycetes, Mytilinidiales, Mytilinidiaceae. The coding region runs from base 78 to 1607 and encodes 509 amino acids.
CCCCUCACACUGCACAUGCACGCACUACUCACGAUUGUUUUCUCCACGCCCCAACUCUGAGUAUACCCCGCACAUCUAUGGCCCCUAAGACUGUCGAGGAGCAGCUCGCCGAGCUUGAGUUUGAGGCUCAGGCGCCGCCCAAAGCGCCGCCCAAGAGCUCGACCAAGGCCAAAGCUGCUCGCGGGAGUUCUGAACGCGAGAUUGACGCCCUCAAGGAGCUCGAGGAACUUGAAGCGCUCGAGAAAUUUGAGAGACCUGAACCUGCUAGGCCUUCUAGUAGACCAAACACCCCCAAACUUCGCUCUUCGUCCACCACCAGCAGGAACCGAUCACCGAGAAGGACGGGAAUAGCUACGCCUUCGUCUACAGGCUCUACGCGCACGAGCGAAGAUAACAAGCAGCAGCAUCCACCACGCAAGUCUGGAGAGAGCACGCGAUCCUUCCACCAGGGCUUCUCAGCAACCGAUGAGGAGCCAAAGGCCGAAGCAACCCCCGAACCGGAGCCAACAAAGGCAACCGGGGGAGGCUGGUGGGGAGGUCUUCUCUCGACUGCCAGUGCGGCAGUAAAGCAGGCAGAAGCUGCCGUAAAGGAGAUCCAGAAGAACGAGGAGGCGCAGCGGUGGGCCGAGCAGGUCAAAGGAAAUGUAGGGGCGCUGCGUGGUAUCGGGGGAGAACUUCGCUCUCGUGCCCUUCCUACCUUCACAAACAUCUUGCACACGCUCGCUCCUCCCAUCUCGCAGCAUGAGCGCCUUCAGAUCCAUAUUACCCAUGAUCUCGUUGGCUACCCCUCACUCGAUCCUAUAAUCUACCAGACCUUCUCUACCGUAAUGUCGCAAGUGGAAGGUGGUGACCUCCUCGUCAUCCAACGCGGCUUAGAAUCCACUCAUCGCCGUGCCUCAGACGCAGGGUACACUGGCGGCUCGAGCGGAUGGAACGACGGCCCAUGGUGGCGUCAAGCUGACAAGCGGGACCUGAGCGUCGUGAAAGGACUCGUGGAGGGCACAAAGCUCGCGCGGGUAAGCGCAGAAGCUUACGCAACCGAUUUCUUUGCGCCGAAAGGAGGUAUUGAAGAAGCUGCGAAGCAAGCGACCGAGAUCCUAAGCGAGAGCAAUCCCGUUCGAAGCAGCGACAUCUUCCUCAGCUUGCAGGCCAUUAGCUACCCUGUGUCGGAGGAUCUGUUUGGCGGGUCGGCUUCUGCAGACGCGGAGAAGACUGGAGGCGUGGAAGAGCCAAAGGAAACCGACGACCUAGUGGCGUUUGCCAUCUAUCUUUACGAUCCUAUUCACAGUAUCACUUUCAAGACCCUCUCCCAAGGUUUCCCGCUCAAGUGGGUUGAAUGGCUGGAUGCUCACGCGCCUCCAACCGAAGCCGGCCAGGAGCAGCAGCUACCGGAGGAGAUAAUGGAGAUCAUCCAGAGUGGCGGUGUUGAUCCUCGAGAGUGGGUCGCUGACUGGAUGGAAGAGGUUAUCAACUUGGGCGUAGGCGUCGUUGCGCAAAGGUAUGUUGCGCGACGCAUGGGCGUUGGUGAAGGAGGUAUUGGAAGAGGAAAGGCUAGGGAGAUGGUGGUAGAAGCAGGAGGGGGAGAGGCCGCGCGGGCUGGUCUCUGAGUGAUUCUCUCCUAUCUCAGUCACAUAAUUCGGCCGUGUCUCUGUUCAAUUAUGGUGCAAAGGCGUGUGU